Messenger RNA from Alternaria burnsii, 1002 nucleotides. RefSeq names its product glycosyltransferase family 34 protein. Gene Ontology annotation, biological process: protein N-linked glycosylation. Bases 1 to 1002 code for a protein of 333 amino acids. The record is from RefSeq and is a predicted model, not a curated record. NCBI's taxonomy places the organism in Eukaryota, Fungi, Ascomycota, Dothideomycetes, Pleosporales, Pleosporaceae. Gene Ontology annotation, cellular component: mannan polymerase complex; Golgi membrane. Gene Ontology annotation, molecular function: alpha-1,6-mannosyltransferase activity. The transcript has 3 exons.
AUGCAUUUCGCCAUGCCCCCAAGGAAGACAUCGCGACCACCGCCAUAUGCAGCCCGCAGCCAGAGCGGUGGAAUUGCGCUACCGCCUGCGCUCAAGAACCUCCUACGAAGCAGAGCAGGACGAUUGAUUGUCGGCGGCAUACUGGGCUUCUUUGUCCUGAUAUGGAUGCUGAGUGGCAGCGGCGGGACUAGCAGGGCCAAGUCUAAAGUUGGAGGUUGGACAGCAGCAAAUAUCCCAAAGCCGAACAUCGGGAGCGGACCGCCUGUGGUGGUGGUGACGGUUAUAGACCCCAAGGCCGAUCCAGUAUGGAUGCAAAAAAUCAAGAGCAAUAGGGAGGAGUACGCCAAACGACACGGCUACCUAACCUUCUUCCCCACCAACGACCAAUACCCCAUCUCCAACUCGCCUGCCUCCUGGUCGCGCGUCCCCGGCAUCCGCCACGCCAUGACCCUCUAUCCCACUUCGACCUUUUUCUGGUACCUCGACUCCAGCGCCCUCAUCAUGAAUACUGCUCUCCCCAUCCACACCCACCUGCUCACUCCCGCGAAACUCGAAACCCACAUGAUCACCAACGCACCCGUCGUGCCGCCAGACAGCGUCAUCAAGACCUUUGGCAACCUCAAAGGCGACAGAAUAGAUUUCGUCGUUACACAGGACAAAGAUGGACUGGCGCCGAGUAGCUUUGUUGUGAGGAACGGGGAGUGGGCAAAGUUCUUCUUGGAUGCUUGGUUCGAUCCUAUUUACCGGAGUUACAACUUUCAGAAGGCCGAAAGUCAUGCUUUGGAGCAUAUUGUCCAAUGGCAUGGAACCAUCCUUGCCAAACUAGCCAUGGUACCACAGAACCUCCUCAAUGCCUACGCGACGGGACCCGCGGCUGAGAAAGAUGGUCAGUACAAGGACGGAGAUCUUGUAGCAAACUUCCCUGGCUGCGAUAAAGAUGGCAAGACUUGCGCAAAGGAACAAGAAGCAUUUUGGGCUGUUCUUGAGCAGGGCAAGAACUAG